This is a messenger RNA of Frieseomelitta varia, 1332 nucleotides long. RefSeq lists its product as uncharacterized. The transcript has 3 exons. Lineage: Eukaryota; Metazoa; Arthropoda; Insecta; Hymenoptera; Apidae. The record is from RefSeq and is a predicted model, not a curated record. The coding region runs from base 1 to 1137 and encodes 378 amino acids.
AUGUUAGAAACAUCAUCGAUAAUAAUUUCUCGAAUUAAAAACAAAAAACCUUGUGAAAUAGCAAGAGCGAGUAAUCCACGAAAAAAAGAAAACAAAAAUCGAACCAUUAAUAAUUUACAACAUAUUGCAAGAAUGUUUCGCGAUGGUCAAUAUUUGGAAGUAAUUAAGGCUUCAAAUAAUUGUUUAGUUACGGUUGUUGUUACUGUUCAAGAGAAGACAAUAAAAAUUAAAGAGAAAAACGUUUCAACUAACAAAUGGCUCGAGGUCGAGGACUGGGUGGCACUAUAUAAAAUUUUAGAGAAGGCAAUUUCACGUAAUGUUCAAACAGAAGGGUCGCUCCAGAAUUUUAAAAAAUGCAAAUGCAAGAAAUCUACUCGGCAAUUGGAAGUCACAUAUACAUUUGAACCAUCAGAAAGUAUAAAAGAUGUCACAUCGUUACCCACAAUCAGGGUAAAUGUGUCUCCAGCAAAAAAGAGAUUGGAAAAAUCAGAAUUGCCUAAGGUAGCGACAGAGAAAAAAGAAAUUUUGAAUCAAGUAAUAGAAAAACCAGCUAAGAACACUUUUAAUCAUGCGUGUCAGAAAAAAGACAUAAAAAAUGCUUUACCCAAAAAAUCAGGAAAUGAUGAUUUAGUAACAAUAGAAUUGGUUGAUAUGAAAAAUGAUAGAGUUAAAAGAUGCCUAGCAACUGAUAGCUUAGGAAAUGACAUGUUGGAGGAAUACGUACCAAACGCACCUGUGACGAAAAAGUUAUGCGCAAAUUUGAACUAUAUACCAAGUAGAAAGAGCACAUUGGAACAAACCCAAGGAUUUUCGGAUGAAUAUUCUCCCACAGUAUCGAAUAAUAAGAAUGUAGCGGAUGUAGUUCGAUAUGUUCCAAAUUCUGUGAAUUUCUCCAAAGUAUCUUACGAAACAUACGAACCUAGUGGUGCAGCUAUUGCAAAUCAUCCUGAAGAGUACAUCCCGAAUUCGAAGGGAAUCAAAGCAUCUAUCGAAGAAUAUCAUCCAGAUUUUACUAGUAAGACGAUGAAAUUUGACGAUAGUUAUGUGCCGUCAACUGUUGAAGUAAUUAACGAAAAUUCGAAAAAGUUAUUGAACGAAUAUCAAAAAUCACAUUCAGAAAAAUACGUGUUAAGGUAAAAGAAAUAUUAACAAAACGAAGCAUAGAUCUAUUUAUCUAAAAUAUUUUUGAAAUAAGUAUGGACUAAGAUAUGGGAAUAUGAUAUUAUUUACAAUGAAUACAAAUAUCUUCUAAUCUUUCUAUAACAUUCAAUUUCAUUUUAUUGUAUAAUAAAUAUAAUUUUAAUAAAAAAAAGAGCCUAUUUUCAGUAAAAA